Molecule: messenger RNA, 1840 nt
Organism: Melitaea cinxia (Glanville fritillary)
Lineage: Eukaryota; Metazoa; Arthropoda; Insecta; Lepidoptera; Nymphalidae
Gene: Caper
Product: RNA-binding protein 39
Exons: 8
Coding region: 145-1722 (525 amino acids)
Biological process (GO): mRNA processing
Cellular component (GO): nucleus
Molecular function (GO): RNA binding
Source: RefSeq, a predicted model, not a curated record
GAUUUAUAAGUUGGUCUAUAUCACAUACGAGUUACGUUUUCAAAGAAAGCGUCUCUUAAUUUUUAUUUACAGAUAAUCAUUGGAAGCUAUUGAUUGAAAUAUUAUCACGACAAACUGUUAACAGAAGAUCAAUAUUAUCUAAGGAUGGCUGAAGAUUUGGAUGUUGAAGCAAUGCUAGAGGCUCCUUAUAAUAAAUCGGAUAACACUUCCUCUUCAAAGCAUCGGUCGGACAAGUAUUCUGAUAAGCACAGAGACAAAGAAAAAGAGUCCAGUAGAAGGAGAAGUCGAUCGAGAGACCGAAGAAGAUCACGCGAUAGAGAUUCGCGACGUUCUAGGGAUAGAGAUGAUAAAGAUAAAAAAGACAGGGAUCGCGACAGGGAUAGAGAUCGCCGUGACCGUGGUGAUCGUGGUGACCGUGAAAAGGACCGCAGCAACAGAGACAAAGAUCGUGACAAGGACAGAGAACGCGACAGGGAUAAAGAAAAAAGACGUAGUAGUAAGGACAAAGAGCGCAGUCGUGAACGAGAACGAAGUCGAGACAGCCGUUCACACAGAAAGGAACAUAGUCACGAAAAGGAAAGGACUGAAUAUAGAUCAAAGUCAAGAGGAGUAGAACCAAAACUGGAUGACUUGCCUCCUGAAGAGAGAGAUUUACGCACAGUUUUUUGCAUGCAGUUGUCUCAGCGUAUCAGAGCUAAAGACUUAGAGGAAUUUUUCUCGUCUGUGGGUAAAGUGAGAGAUGUAAGACUAAUUACAUGUAACAAAACCAGAAGAUUUAAAGGAAUAGCUUAUAUAGAAUUUAAAGAUGCUGAAUCUGUACCAUUAGCUCUUGGAUUGACAGGACAGAAAUUGUUAGGUGUUCCUAUAAUUGUCCAACAUACUCAAGCUGAAAAAAAUAGAGUAGGAAACACGUUGCCAAAUUUAGCACCAAAGACAAGUAAUGGACCCACUAGAUUAUAUGUUGGAUCGUUACAUUUUAACAUCACUGAAGAUAUGCUAAGAGGCAUAUUUGAACCUUUUGGUAAAAUAGAUCACAUUCAACUCAUGACUGACCCAGACACAGGGAAAAGUAAAGGUUAUGGUUUCCUAACAUUUCAUCAUGCAGCUGAUGCUAAGAAAGCUAUGGAACAGCUAAAUGGGUUUGAAUUAGCAGGCAGACCCAUGAAAGUAGGUAAUGUAACAGAGAGAACAGAUGGAGGAUCAAGCACACGCUUUGAUGCUGAUGAAUUGGACCGUGCUGGUGUUGACCUUGGUGCAACCGGCCGCCUUCAACUUAUGUUUAAAUUGGCUGAAGGCACUGGACUACAGAUACCACCAGCUGCAGCAUCAGUCCUUAUGGGCGCAGGGUCAACUUUAGUUGCUCCACAACCACAAGUAGCCCCACCAAUAGCCACUCAGUGCUUCAUGCUCAAUAAUAUGUUUGAUCCAGCUACUGAAACAAAUCCAAGUUGGGAUAUUGAAAUUCGAGAUGACGUCAUCAGUGAAUGUAAUAAACACGGAGGUGUACUACAUGUAUAUGUUGACAAAGCUUCACCCCAAGGAAAUGUGUACUGCAAGUGUCCUACUAUAGCGACAGCCGUAGCUUCUGUAAACUCUCUACAUGGGCGCUGGUUUGCAGGCCGUGUUAUCACUGCAGCAUAUGUACCUCUUGUCAAUUACCACUCCUUGUUCCCUGACGCAAUGACAGCGCUCACACUGCUUCUACCAUCUCGACAACGAUAAAAUACGUACAACUAUAGCAUUACUUGCAAAGCAAUUUAUUAUAAUAAGGACUAUUAAGUUUAUACUAGGAUAUCUAGUGGUGUUCUGUAUUUUAGAUAUAAUAAACACAUUGUAAGAA